This is a messenger RNA of Saitoella complicata NRRL Y-17804, 1119 nucleotides long. RefSeq names its product Aminomethyltransferase folate-binding domain-containing protein. The coding region runs from base 1 to 1119 and encodes 372 amino acids. Gene Ontology annotation, cellular component: mitochondrial matrix. Gene Ontology annotation, molecular function: protein binding. The transcript has 2 exons. The record is from RefSeq and is a predicted model, not a curated record. NCBI's taxonomy places the organism in Eukaryota, Fungi, Ascomycota, Saitoellomycetes, Saitoellales, Saitoellaceae.
AUGAGAAUGCCCCGAUCUGCAACAACCCUCUUCCGCUCUUGUCAAUUGCAACGGAGAUGGAACAGUACGAGUAGCUCAUUGCCUCCACCCCCUCCAACAACAGCCUUCACAAACCUCUCCUCCAAACGCAAACUCAUCGCGCUCUGGGGUCCCGACGCAUCCAAAUUCCUCAACGGAUUAACCACAAACCAUCUCCCACCCGCUGGCUCGACAGAGGGGCUGUACAACGGGUUUCUGACUCCACAGGGUCGGGUGUUGUACGACACCUUCAUCUACCCCGCCACUCACUCCUCCCACUGGACCAACAUUGCCAACAGCACAGAUCAAGCAUACUUUAUCGAAGUCGACGCAGACGCACACGCGGAUUUACAGCUCCAUCUCAAACGCUACAAACUUCGCGCGAAAUGCAAGAUCCGCUCACUCGAGGAUCAAUUCACCAUUUACUCCGCCUGGGGGCUACCCACCGCCCCAUCCUACUCAGUCGGGUGUCUGGAUCCACGAGCUCCGAAGAUGGGUCAGCGAUUGGUCCUCCCAGCCGAGGUUAAACCAGAGAUCGACGCAGAGGAGGCUUCGGUCGAGCAGUAUACGCUGCGUCGAUACAUGCAAGGCGUACCGGAGGGUGUAUCCGAAAUCUUUUCAGGAAGUGCGUUACCGUUGGAGAGCUGCAUGGACUACAUGUCCGGCGUCGAUUUUCGGAAAGGGUGUUAUGUGGGACAGGAGUUGACGGUGAGGACGUACCACACUGGCGUCACCAGAAAACGUAUACUCCCCGUGCAGUUGUACAACCUUGACCAGCACGAGGCCAUUCCUACCUCCCUGACGUACCACCAAAUGACGACACUGCCGACACCGCCCAGUCAAGCAAACUUGACCCGACCGGGCAAGAAGGGCCGAAGCGCAGGCAAAUUCUGCGGGGGAAUCGGUAAUAUCGGACUUGCGCUCGCACGACUCGAGAUUGUUGGCGCGACGGAUACUAAGGAUGCGGAGAGUGUGGAGGAUAAGUUGGUGGUUGAGUGGGAGGAGGAGGCUGCGCAGGAGGAUGGGGAGAAGGAGAAGAGAAGCAUUGGGAUGAGGGCGUUUGUGCCGGAGUGGUGGCCGAGGGAAGGUUCCCAGGAGUAG